AUUGACAUACAUGAGUGGUGAGAGAGUAGCGGAGAGGAAAAACAAUAAAAGAAGGCGUGGAACAAAGAAAAGUGCGCUCCCGUGAGCUUAGGUUUAGACUGAAACACACCAAACCAAACCGUCGCUGGGCCGGGCCGGGCUGGGUCGGUGCCUUUCCUUUAUAAAUAAAGUUGCUUCCUAUUUUAUUCAUUUUUACACUUGUCACGCUACGCUACGCGGUAUCUGCACGGAGAGAGAGAGAGAGAGAGAGAGAGGGAAAGAGGGAGUUGUGAUGUCAAUUACUCAAUUGUAUUGUCAAUGAGUGUCACUGCGUACUAUUUUGAUUAGUAAUUAAUUGUUAUCAGUUUUAUGAAUUAGGUGAAAUAAGAGGGAAUGAAUGGUGGGUGGUAAUGGCGAAGAGUGAGAGCGGGAGAGAGGUGUCGGUGUCGGCGUCGGAGUUGAAGGAGAAGUUGUGGGAAUUGGUGAAAGCCAUCGUCCACACCGAUGACUACACCGUUCAAGCCACCGACGAGGCCAUCUCCACCCUAAAGUCUCUGAAGGAUUUCAAAUCUGCAAGUGGAACCUCUUUCUCCGACAGAUUGGACCAUUUUGCCCUUCCUCCCCAUUUUCGCUGCCCCAUUUCCACCCAUUUGAUGACCGAUCCUGUUAUCUUGUCCUCCGGUCAGACUUAUGAUCGGCCAUUCAUCCAGAGGUGGUUGAAUGAAGGUAAUAGAACAUGCCCACAAACCCAGCAGGUUCUCUCUCACACAAUCCUCACUCCGAAUUAUUUGGUCCGGGACAUGAUUCAGCAGUGGUGUAAUGACCGUGGAAUUGAGCUGCCAAAGCCUGCUUGCGACAUCCAUGAAGUUGUGACUGAUGCCGACAGAGACCAUUUAAACUUCUUGCUUCGUAAGUUGUCCUUGUCUGUUUCUGAUCAGAAAGAAGCUGCCAAAGAGCUUCGCCGGUUGACGAAGCGAAUGCCUUCGAUUCGAACCCAUUUUGGGGAGUCUAGUGAUGUGAUUUUGCAGUUGCUGAGUCCUUUAUCGCCUGGCACGCCUUGUGCUGACUCUGAUCUCCAAGAGGACUUGAUCACCACGGUUCUGAAUCUCUCAAUUCAUGACGAUAAUAAGAAAGUGUUUGCAGAGGAUCCGACUGUCAUUUCUCUGCUUAUUGAUGCCUUGAAAUCUGGAACUGUUCAAACAAGAAGCAAUGCUGCAGCAGCUAUUUUCACCUUAUCGGCUCUCGACUCCAACAAGCACAUCAUUGGAAAAUCUGGAGCUAUCAAACAUCUGCUUGACCUUUUACAUGAGGGGCAGCCAUUGGCCAUGAAAGAUGCUGCUUCAGCCAUAUUCAACCUAUGUCUUGUGCAUGAGAAUAAAGGGAGGACGGUGCGUGAAGGGGCGGUUCAGGUUAUUCUGAACAAGAUGAUGGACCACAUUCUAGUUGAUGAGUUAUUGGCUAUACUGGCAUUACUCUCUAGUCAUCCCAAGGCUGUUGAAGAAAUGGGUGAUCUAGGUGCUGUUCCUUUCUUAUUGAGUAUCAUAAGGGAAAGCACGUCAGAGCGAAGCAAGGAAAAUUGUGUUGCAAUUCUAUAUACAAUCUGUUUUAGUGAUAGAACAAAGUGGAAGGAAAUUAGAGAAGAUGAAAAAGUCAAUGGUACACUUUCAAAGCUUGCACAAUGUGGAACUUCAAGGGCGAAAAGGAAGGCUAACGGUAUUCUUGAAAGGCUUAAUAGAUCUCCCUCCUUGACCCACACUGCUUAAUGAAAUCACUUCUUUGUAAAUAAAUUUCUUGUGUUCUUCUGUACAAACCAUCUCAGGUAGCUGUAAAAAUGGGAAAGAGAAGUUCACAUAUUAUGUACAUUAACCGCAUACAGUUCCUUCACUUGCAAUCAGGCAUAUGAAUGAAUGAGCAAAGUGUUUAACUUUUCCUUUAUUUCAUUCCUAUUUGAUUCCUUAUACCUUUUCAAAAAGCUCUGUUCUUUGCUAAAGGUUGCAUAUAAGGUACUAUAUUCUUCUAUUUAUCGUUUCCUGACUGCCCGUGAUUGAUGUUUUUGCUUUCUAAAUUUGUUACUAUUCUU
This is a messenger RNA of Abrus precatorius (Indian licorice), 2059 nucleotides long. Its product is annotated as U-box domain-containing protein 9-like. Bases 390 to 1742 code for a protein of 450 amino acids. Gene Ontology annotation, molecular function: ubiquitin-protein transferase activity; protein binding. The transcript has 2 exons. Lineage: Eukaryota; Viridiplantae; Streptophyta; Magnoliopsida; Fabales; Fabaceae. Gene Ontology annotation, biological process: protein ubiquitination. The record is from RefSeq and is a predicted model, not a curated record. Gene Ontology annotation, cellular component: nucleus; cytoplasm.